CCUGCAAAGCAGUUUAUGAGGCAAGCUGCCUACAAGGCAGGCAUGGCAUCCCCGGAGAUUCCUGAACAACUGAUAAUUGCCUUGGAACCAGAAGCUGCAUCAAUUUAUUGCAGGAAACUCCGCCUUCAUCAGAUGAUAGACCUAAGCAGCAGAGCGCCCGUCAAUGGCUACACUCCAAGUGAAACUAUUGCCUCAGGCUUCACGCCAGCAAAAGAACACAUUCGACGAAAUCGACAGAGCCGCACCUUUUUGGUUGAAAAUGUCAUAGGAGAAAUCUGGUCCGAGCUGGAGGAAGGCGACCGUUAUAUAGUUGUGGAUGGGGGAGGAGGAACAGUUGACGUGACUGUGCACCAGAUUAGGUUACCAGAAGGACACCUGAAGGAACUGUACAAGGCGACAGGAGGGCCAUAUGGCUCUUUAGGUGUGGACUAUGAAUUUGAAAAACUUCUGUGCAAAAUAUUUGGUGAAGAUUUUAUUGAACAAUUUAAAAUCAAGCGGCCUGCUGCCUGGGUUGAUCUGAUGAUAGCAUUUGAAUCUCGCAAGAGAGCAGCAGCUCCUGAUCGGACCAAUCCACUGAACAUCACCCUGCCUUUUUCUUUCAUUGACUACUACAAGAAGUUUCGAGGCCACAGUGUAGAACAUGCCUUAAGGAAAAGCAAUGUGGAUUUUGUGAAGUGGUCCUCUCAAGGAAUGCUGAGAAUGAGUCCUGAUGCAAUGAAUGCCCUCUUCAAACCUACAAUUGACCAAAUUAUAGAGCAUCUCAGUGAUAUUUUUGAAAAACCGGAACUGACAAAUGUAAAGUUCCUGUUCCUUGUGGGUGGAUUUGCAGAAGCCCCACUACUACAACAAGCUGUCCAGAAUGCUUUUGGUUCAAAAUGCCGAAUCAUCAUUCCUCAAGAUGUGGGGCUCACAAUCCUCAAAGGAGCCGUCCUUUUUGGUCUGGAUCCUGCUGUCAUUAAAGUGCGCCGGUCCCCCUUGACCUAUGGGGUGGGGGUCCUGAAUCGCUACGUAGAAGGGAAGCACCCUACUGAAAAGCUGCUAGUUAAAGAUGGCACCCGUUGGUGCACUGAUGUCUUCGACAAAUUUAUCUCGGCUGACCAAUCGGUGGCACUUGGUGAGACCGUGUCCCGCAGCUAUACCCCUGCCAAGCCUUCUCAGCUGGUCAUUGUGAUCAACAUCUACAGCUCGGAACACGAUAAUGUGAAUUUCAUCACUGAAGCUGGAGUGAGGAAGUGUGGCACACUCCGCUUGGAUCUCACUGGAACUGACAAAUCCGUGCCAGGCCGGAGGGAAAUUAAAACGCUAAUGCAGUUUGGAGACACUGAGAUUAAAGCCAUGGCAAUUGAUGUUGCCACUUCUAAAAGUGUAAAAGCUGGUAUUGAUUUCUUAAACUACUGA
Molecule: messenger RNA, 1398 nt
Organism: Protobothrops mucrosquamatus (brown spotted pit viper)
Lineage: Eukaryota; Metazoa; Chordata; Lepidosauria; Squamata; Viperidae
Gene: HSPA12A
Product: heat shock protein family A (Hsp70) member 12A
Exons: 7
Coding region: 16-1398 (460 amino acids)
Source: RefSeq, a predicted model, not a curated record